Messenger RNA from Choloepus didactylus (southern two-toed sloth), 2034 nucleotides. RefSeq names its product family with sequence similarity 89 member B (gene FAM89B). Lineage: Eukaryota; Metazoa; Chordata; Mammalia; Pilosa; Megalonychidae. The record is from RefSeq and is a predicted model, not a curated record. Gene Ontology annotation, biological process: negative regulation of SMAD protein signal transduction; establishment of cell polarity; negative regulation of transforming growth factor beta receptor signaling pathway. The transcript is spliced from 2 exons. The coding region runs from base 905 to 1498 and encodes 197 amino acids. Gene Ontology annotation, molecular function: transcription corepressor binding. Gene Ontology annotation, cellular component: lamellipodium; cytoplasm.
CCUGGUUCUCAGUGUAUGUGCCAGCCCCAGCUCCACUUGUCUUUUUCCUACUUUUGGUCUCUCACCCUUCCUCUGUCUGCUGUCCUUCAUAUCCCUGAGAGAUGGGUUGUGAGCUUGUUUUUGCUUGGAUUCCCCAGUCAGAAAAUGAGGGGAGAGAGAGAGAGGACUAAGUGAUAACCCUUUUUCUGAGGAGCAGCCCACAGCCUCCUCAAAGGCAAGAGGAAGAUGGGCAGACCACCAGCCUGGACUGCGACAGCACCCCCACAGCCUCCUCAGCCCUUGGGUGCUCAUUACCCACCUGAGUGAGAUCCCAGCCCCCUUAGCAUCCUGAGUCGGUCAUCCUCUCCCACCUCAUGCCAACCCCAGAUGCUCCGACACUGGCAGGAGGUUGUGGUGACCCUGAUAUCAGGUAGCACGAUUGGGGCCGAAUGUGGAUUUGCCCAAGUCUCCUUACCUCUAGUUUUGGGUUCUUUCACCGAUUGGAUGUGUGUGUGCGCGCGUGUGCGCUGUACCAGGUUAUUUCCUUGGGAAGAGUAAUUGGACAGACUAAUUAUGAAGAGUGUGGGGAGGGGGGCAAGAGAAACCAUCAAGAACCCGUGCCCUCCCCUUUUGGCCUCUCCCCAGCUCUUCCACCGUUUUCCUGCUCUUUCUUUCCGGCCCCUAUUCCCGGUUCUCACCUUUUGCGCGGCGUGGGCCCAGGGCCGUUGCCCUUUUAAGAGAGGCCCCGCCCCUGCGGAGGGGGGCGGGGCGGGGGUUUGAGGAGCCCGAGAAGGAACAAAGCGCGGCCUGCGGGCGGCUGCAGGGCUCGGCCGGCGGGGCCGCGGGUGGCGGGGCCUGCGGGCGGGCGGCCCGGCCGGAGCGUUGGCGGAAAGGGGGCGGCAUCGCCGUCCGCGCCGGCCCGGCCAUGAACGGACUGCCCUCGGUCGAGAUGCCCGGGGGCGCGGGCUACGCCCUGGCCGGGCUCCCACCGCUGCCGCGCGGCCUCAGCGGCCUCCUCAACGCCAGCGGCGGCUCGUGGCGGGAGCUGGAGCGCAUCUACAGCCAGCGCAGCCGCAUCCACGACGAGCUGAGCCGCGCCGCCCGCGCCCCCGACGGGCCCAGCCACGCCGCCACCAACGCGGGCCCCGCCGCCGGCCCCGCCCGCCCGCGCCGCCGGGUCAACCUGGACUCGGCGCUAGCCACGCUGCGCAAGGAGAUGCCCACCCUCAGGUGUCUGCAGGUGGGGCUGAGGCAGCUGGACAUGUCCCUGCUGUGCCAGCUGUGGGGCCUGUAUGAGUCGAUCCAGGACUACAAGCACCUGUGCCAAGACCUGAGCCUGUGCCAGGACCUGUCGUCUUCCCUGCAUUCGGACAGCUCCUACCCGCCGGACGCCGGCCUGUCUGAUGACGAGGAGCCUCCUGAUGCCAGCCUGCCCCCCGACCCGCCACCCCUCACUGUGCCCCAGACACACAACGCCCGUGACCAGUGGCUGCAGGACGCCUUCCACAUCAGCCUCUGAAGAGCUGGAGGGGGCAGCGGGCAGGCCCCCCAUGCAAAGGGCUCAGAAACUCACCCCUCAGCACUGCAGUGCCUGCUCUCCCCCCAUAUGGCCUCGCCUCGCUGGGCAAGACCUGUGCCCCCCCAGAGGCAAAACUGCCAGUGCUUCCCUCUCCUGUCUGGGGCUGGCUGGCACUGAGGCAGGCACCUGGGCUGCAGCCUCUGCCCAUGGCACCUGGAGGACCUCCACCGCUCUCCCAGGUGUAUGCACCCCCAACCCUUAGUCUGGCACCAGAGCUGGAAGCAUCUUCUACUCUCCUCUGGGGUUGGGAGGAGAGUGCCCGGCUCCUGUCACCUUUUUGCUCUUUGCUGCUCUUAGCAGUCGUUGGCUCAGGACCAUCCCACCUCUGGUCCCCGGGUUCCACUGCCCUGCACAAGGGCUCUGGGACCCGUCCCUGUACCACUCGCGGCUGGGAGGGCCAAGGCCCCAUGCUGUAUAUUUAAGUUUAGGGGACAGCCGCCUGGGCACGUAGAUAAAAUAAAUAUUCUCUCAGCGUU